UCAACUUUUCAAAUAAAGAAAACAAGAAGAUAUUGGUUCGACUAAACUUUUCACAAUGAUUGAGCAUAUGCAGCAUCUAUGGCUCGAACGACUGAUCGAUACAUAAAGCAGAUGUGAUGCGCAAAGAGCAUUACGGACAAGAACUAGUGAUCACCCUACAGUGGCUUGGUCUGAAAAUUGGUGUCUAUAAAGACCUAUACUCCUUGAUGUCCAUUCUUCCCCGGGCUCAAUACUAGUACAGGACAGGAUGUCCAUUCGUCCUAACCAGGCCCACGAGGCCACGAUAGGUAAGCUUCUAUCGGCUUGUUCAGUGUGCUUCAGUUUUUUUCCGUCCGAUUCCAAGUUCCACCAUCAUUGUGAGAUAGUGGGCCUAGAGAUUGCUCUGCCCUUUCGAACAAGAGAAGGUUUUCUUGAUAGCACAUUGACCGAACAAAAUGUUUUAUCUAGUCCACUAUGAAAUUCUCUUGAAAAUCCAAGGCACCAAUCCAAAAUAUGCCCCUUGACCUUGAGGCUGCUCUGCCCUUUUCAAAAAGAGAAGGUUGCCCUCCCACAAAACGUGCCAUAGAGCUUGUCUGGCCUUAAGACUUACACGUACGCGCUCACAUCACGCCCACUACCCAUGCUGGGGCCGUCCUACAGCAAAUUAACUGGCAAAAUCUAUGCAUACCUAGAGGUACCAACAAAAAUGUGCAUUUGGGUUAUAUUGUGUGUGCAGUUGCAGAUACGCUGGCAAGGUUCCAUGCAUGCAUUGGUAUGAAAGAACAGGAAAAAAAAAGCCAUGCAUGCAUGCAUGCCUUCCCUUUUUUAUACUGCACAAAAAUGUAUUUAAAAAACAUACAAGUACAUGCUAAAUGUACAAGGGUGAAAUGUUUCCACCGCUUUUUCAAAAGAGGAAGUUACUUUUUGUGCCUACUGCAGGUGAACUCCAUAUAUAAGUACGUACAUGCUAAAUGUAUAUAGCGUAUGUUAAUUUGUUAAAAGACAAAUAGAGAGCACAAGCAAUAUGCACGGCAGCGAUGAUUGAGCAUCUCUGAUGUGCAAGGAGCAUUAUAGACAAGAACUAGUGAUCACUCAACAGUGGCUCCAUUUGAAAAUUGGGUACUGUAAAGCUAUAUUCCUUGGUGAUACCGAUGUGACAGCUGAACUAAUUUGCCAUAGCCAUAAAUCUACAGCUAGCUAGGUCCAGGCGAUGUUUCCACCAAACAAUUUCUCGAUAUUUCGCUUGCUCAUCCCGUUGGUGAAUUAUUUAUGUCUCUCAUCACUAGCUAAUGAACACAUAAAUCGGCUACCAUGUGCAAGGAGCAAAAAAACUAGUGUCACACCACCAUCUGAAAAAACCGGGUCUGUAAAGUCAUAUAUUCCUUGAGAUGUCCAUUAUUCUUCCCCAAGCUAAAUGCCAAGCUCUACAGGAUAUCCUUGCUACAAUUGUGGAUUGCUUCUAUCACUCCAGUAACCUUCCGCUGCAGAUUUUCUGAUGUGCCCAAGGGAAGUCAGAUGCACAGUAAUUAAUAGCCACAGUUUUUUCACUUUACGAAAUCUCAGCCGUUAGAGUCAAUACGCUUCAGACUCGAUGCUUCUAUGCUACAAUAUCUCUGAACAAUACCUCAAUAUAUAUAGUGUCUUGCUAAUAUGCUGAACUAAAUCUUAACCUGUCUUUUUAGUCAACGGCUACAAGCGCUAAGUAAGUUAGAGGGAUACUUAGCUUCAGGAUAUCAGACAAGCUGCGCGAGUAACCUUCACCUUGGUUCCUUUUUAGUUUGCUCAUUUGUGCUACAGGUUAAUCCCGGUGUCAUAUCAGUUGAUACAAUGUCAGUGGCAACAUAUCGGUCCUACCACUUGUCAAAGCUGUUCUCCGAAUGUGCUGUCCGGCACACUGAUGUUAGUGACUAGCUUGUAUCUGCAAUUAAUAAAGUAAUUUAGUUGCCAAAGAACAUGUUAAACCACAGCUUACUAGCAAAGCCAAGUUGGUAAGGUCCAUUCCAUUCAUUGCUAAUCAGGUGAGACGUUAUUAGUUAAUACGUAAACAUGUUUUCAGGUAUACAUCGUCUACCUUGGGGAGAGGCAAUAGGAAGAUGUCAGUCUCGUUACCUCUUUGCACCAUGACUUGCUCGCUUCCGUUCUCGGAAGCAAGGAGGCAGCUCUCGAAUCGAUUGUCCACAGCUACAGAUAUGGUUUCUCGGGCUUUUCUGCAAUGCUUACCGAAUCACAAGCGAGAAAGAUCCAGAAGUUGCCUGGAGUGGUGAGUGUGAAAGAGAACACAAUGGUACGCAUGCAUACUACUCGGAGCUGGGAUUUCCUUGGGCUGUCCAUGGGCGUGGACAUCAAGCAGGAGCAGCAGCCAAAUGAGCUCCUUGCAGCAGCAAACCAUGGAGAUGGGAUGAUUAUCGGUGUCAUCGACUCAGGUGUUUGGCCUGAGUCACAGAGCUUCGCUGAUGAUGGCUAUGGACCUCCCCCUUCAAAAUGGAAGGGAACUUGCCAAACCGGUGCCAACUUCAGUGCCCACGAUUGCAAUCGAAAGCUCAUCGGUGCGCGGUGGUAUGCUGGCGCUGACAUCGACAGGAGAUUUCUCCAAGGUGACUUCCUGUCUGCCAGGGAUUCUCAUGGCCACGGCACCCACACAGCCUCCACAGCCGGUGGCAACGUCGUCCACAACACCAGCUUCUUCGGACUGGCUGCUGGAACGGCUCGUGGUGGCGCACCUCGCGCCCGGAUAGCAGUGUACAAGGCUUGCUGGGGUACUUGCUCUAUCGCGAGCGUUCUGAAAGGCAUCGAUCAUGCUAUCCAUGACGGUGUUGACGUCCUAUCACUCUCUCUCGGAAGCACGGACGAAAUGGCAGCAUUAGGAACGCUGGGUGCUGUGGCAAGAGGCGUCCCGGUCAUCAUGGCAGCUGGAAAUGAUGGACCUACGGAGCAAACGGUGCAGAAUUCUUCACCAUGGCUACUCACGGUUGCUGCAACCACGGUUGAUCGAUCAUUCCUCACGGUUAUCACCCUCGGGGAUAACCGACAGUUUGUGGCACAAUCCAUGUAUGUGGCUGAUAAAGGUGGAGAUGAGUUCUCUCAACUUCUGUAUUACUUUAAUGAUAGGUGUGACCCGGACUACAUAAACAGCACUGACAUACACGGGAAGGUGGUAUUCUGCUACACACCAGGACCAGGUAGUGUCUCUCCACCACCCAAGUAUGCAGAUAUUGCAGCGACGGUGCGGAGAAAUGGAGGGAAGGGGUUUAUAUUCUCACAGAAUAAUCUGGACUCUCUUGAUCUAUAUGCAAUUAAAGGACCAGCCCUUCCUUGCGUUCCUCUAGAUUUCAAGACUAGCUAUCAGAUUGCUGUGUACUGCAAUCGCAUUGGCAUCCCAAAAAUAAAGAUAUCAACAACCCGAACAACCAGCGGAAGUGAAAUUGUUGCCCCAAGAAUAGCAUCUUUCUCAUCAAGGGGACCUAGUCCUAUCUAUCCUGGGGUUCUCAAGCCUGAUAUCGCUGCACCUGGGGUGUACAUUUUAGCCGCUGCAGCACAAAGUGGUGCUUACAAAAGUCUAGGUGUUUCCUAUGUCUUUGAUUCUGGAACAUCCAUGGCCUGCCCUCAUAUAUCUGGGAUAGUCGCUCUACUCAAAUCCGUUCAUCCUGACUGGUCCCCUGCCGCCCUAAAAUCAGCACUAAUGACAACCGCACAUACCAUGGACAGCAAUGGGGUUCCAAUAGAAGCAAAUGGAAAUCGUGCAAAGAUCGCCGACCCAUUUGAUUACGGAGCAGGGUCUGUUAAUCCAACCAAGGCAGCUGAUCCAGGCCUGAUAUAUGACAUCAGUGCGUCAGAUUACCUCGAGUUUUUCAACUGUCUACAAGGAUUUGGUCCAAAUAACAAUUGCACACCACCUGACUUGAACCUCCCAUCGAUUGCCAUUCCUGGCCUCAAGACAUCCGUGAUGGUUGUGCGCACUGUUACCAAUGUUGGCCAGCCGAAUGCGGUGUACAAGGCAUUCUUGGAGCCUCCGCCUGGCGUCAAGAUGGCUGUGGAGCCAGCAGUGCUGGUGUUCAGCAAUGCAAGGAGGGUGCAGAGUUUCAAGGUGACUUUCAGGGCCACCCGAAGGAUCCAGGGCAGCUACACCUUCGGUAGUUUGGCAUGGCAUGAUGGAGGCGCCCACCUGGUUCGGAUCCCGAUUGCAGUUCGUGUGGUGAUUGAAGAGCUCUACUCAGAUGCCUCUUAAGUGGGGACGUUACAUGCGGUUCAACUGUAUAAAAUAAAAGACAACUGGAUCUGGAUCUGUAUCUGUGCCUUUUUCCGAACUCCGACUAUGGCUGUGGUUAUUAGUGUUCUGUUUCUAUGGUAUGUGAACAUUUAUGUCCGUAUUGAAAACUUGACAUAAGUUUGUAUGGUACUGGAAUAAGGAAAUCCACCCGCAACUAGACAAGAUUUUCUGCCUUGCUGCUAGCAAUGGUAACUCCCUUAACGUUAAAAUUCUUCAGACUCAGUGAAUGGAAAGCAUCGCAUACAACAGCACUAUGAUAGGGUUACGUCAGUACGUGUUAAAAGAAACUCCGCACAGGGAAGAGACGAAAUGUAGAGCUAGUUUUAGAAGUCGAUAGACUAAAGGAUAAGAAAGAUGA
Molecule: messenger RNA, 4604 nt
Organism: Triticum dicoccoides
Lineage: Eukaryota; Viridiplantae; Streptophyta; Magnoliopsida; Poales; Poaceae
Product: subtilisin-like protease SBT3.9
Exons: 9
Coding region: 2192-4204 (670 amino acids)
Biological process (GO): proteolysis
Molecular function (GO): serine-type endopeptidase activity
Source: RefSeq, a predicted model, not a curated record